AUAUAUAAAUCGGGUGAAAUUCGCAAGGUUUAGUCGGGUUCUCGCUCUCGGAAACAACCAAUUUAGUCGAGAUGGACAGUGGCUCGAGAAAUUUCCUCGUCCUUUUGCUACUCUUCACUUCGUCGCUCGUCGUGGACGCGAACCCAAUCGGUGUCUGCAUUCGCAAUUGCGCCCAAUGCAAGAAAAUGUUCGGCCCUUAUUUUGAGGGCCAGCUGUGCGCCGACGCUUGUGUCAAAUUUAAGGGCAAAAUCAUCCCCGAUUGUGAAGACAUCACCUCGAUUGCGCCCUUUCUCAACAAAUUCGAGUAGAAAAAUAUUUAUUGCACUAUCUGUGAUUAUUUAUUAAUUUUAUGUGUACCUAAGUAAUUUAAAUAAAUUGUAUAAAGAUCAA
This is a messenger RNA of Tribolium madens (black flour beetle), 390 nucleotides long. Its product is annotated as eclosion hormone. Gene Ontology annotation, biological process: neuropeptide signaling pathway; ecdysis, chitin-based cuticle. Gene Ontology annotation, molecular function: ecdysis-triggering hormone activity. Lineage: Eukaryota; Metazoa; Arthropoda; Insecta; Coleoptera; Tenebrionidae. The transcript has 3 exons. The record is from RefSeq and is a predicted model, not a curated record. The coding region runs from base 72 to 308 and encodes 78 amino acids.